Anthostomella pinea is the source of this 1254-nucleotide messenger RNA. NCBI's taxonomy places the organism in Eukaryota, Fungi, Ascomycota, Sordariomycetes, Xylariales, Xylariaceae. The record is from the annotation of a GenBank genome assembly.
AUGGGAGACCUACCACCAGAGCAGCCCCAGCUGCCCAACCGAGUCCGAAAGCCGCGCCAGUCGCCCAACCGAGCCAGAAAGCAGCGCCAGCAGGCAGGUACGAACAAGAGGUAUUGCGAGUACUGCGAGGAGGACAUAACCGAGUACAGCUGGCUCAGGCACACACAACGAAACAGGCACAUAAACAAUAAGGAGCAAAAGGAACAAAAGGAACAAGAAGCGAAGCCACUAGACAAGGAGGAGAUGCUGCGUGAGUUCCUCGCUAUCUCAGACCAGGGACUGUCGCCGCUGUCGCCGCUGUCUUCGGCUUUCCGUGUGGAGAUCGCGCGCGCAGGUGGCACAGCCAACAUGAGCAAGCCUAGGGAGUCGGAUGACAUGGGCCUAAAGGCCCCAUUCUUUGUGUCUUCGGGACAGUGCUGGGAAAAGAAGCCGCUGUCGACAGAUGAGUUCCUGGAUGACCUUUUGGAUGGUUUCAGCAAGCAGAAGACCCAAAUCUAUAAGCGCGGGAUUGGCCACUUCCCAUGCGAAAGCGCGCCCAUUACCCAAGUGUUGAAGCAACUUUGGUUCCCCGACCCGGAAAGCACGUUUUAUGCAGUGAACAUGGAGGCGAAGUCGGCAGUGAUGCGCAUUCCUGAGUGCUUAUAUGGAAUAUACAACCUGGACCCUGAAGAUGUAACGACCACCACGAACAUCACCCCACAAUUCUCCUUUGUGGACAUACACGUCGACCACGGGAGACACGGGCUGACGGCGCUUUCCGAAGACUGUGUCAAGCUAUGGGCGCUAUAUCCCCUAUCGGACCACAACAAGGCCGAGCUGUCCGAGGUAUAUGACAAGAACUCCUUGUUUAUUGCGCUGCAAGGACGGCUAGAAAAAGGAGAAUUCUGUAUCCAGACGGCGGCAGAAGCACUCUACCUCCCACCCGGGUACAUCCACGCAACCGUAACGCUGAGAGGCGGGCUCACCCCGGGUAUACAGUUCACAACACCCCACUGCAUCGCACCGUCAGAAACGAUGUUCAUCCUUGACAACGAGAAGAGAGAGAUGACAAAGGAGCAUUGCAUGCCGCUACUGGAGAGCAUCCUCCUCGGCCUACGUUCCCGCGAGGCAAAGUAUGUGAAGGAGGCUGAAGCGGCGCUCUGCCGGUGCUAUAUGAUAUGUGCAAAGUGGAAAACAAAGGUACUGGGAGAGGUCACAAAACAGGCUGGGAAGCUGUGCCCAAAAUGCAACAGGUCGUGGAAAAGCCACGACUAA